UGCGCAGGCGCGGGAGCAGGGGGUCGCGGUACCGGCGCUCUCCCCAGCGUCCCAGCCGGACGCCCGCAGUGUAACUGUUACAGCUGUAGCAGCAGGUGCUUUGAAGUGAUGAGAAGGUUUUUGUUACUCUAUGCUUCGCAGCAAGGACAGGCACAGGCCAUAGCCGAAGACAUAAGUGAAAAAGCAGUUGCAUAUGGAUUUUCUGCAGAUCUUCACUGUAUAAGUGAGUCUCAUAAGUAUGAUCUGAAAACUGAAAGAGCGCCUCUUGUGGUGGUGGUUUCUACCACGGGCAACGGAGACCCGCCGGACACAGCCCGCAAGUUUGUUAAAGCCAUACAGGACAAGACGCUGCCGGGUGACUUCUUGGCUCACCUGUGGUAUGGAUUACUAGGUCUGGGUGAUUCAGAAUACACGUACUUCUGUAAUGGGGGGAAGAUAAUUGAUAAACGAUUUCAAGAGCUUGGUGCCCAGCGUUUCUAUGACACUGGCCACGCGGAUGACUGUGUAGGUUUAGAACUUGUGGUUGAGCCAUGGAUUAACGGACUCUGGGCCGCCCUGGCGAAGCAUUUUCUGUUGAGUAGAGGAAAAGAGGAGAUGAAUGGAACUCUCACAAUGGCAUCUAAUGCCUCCCGGAGGACAGACCCCGUGACACCGGAAUUAUUACACAUUGAAUCACAGGUUGGACUUCUGAGAUUAGAUGAUUCCAGACGAAAGGAUGCUGAAGUUUUAGAGCAAAAUGCUGUGAACAGAGGUCAAUCGAAUACAUUGAUUGCAGACUUUGAGCCCUCGCUUACCUGUUCAAUACCCCCGCUUUCACAGGCCUCUCUGAAUAUUCCCGCUUUACCACCAGAAUAUUUACAGGUGCAUCUGGAGGAGUCCUUUGGCCAGGAGGAAAGCCAAGCACCUGUGACCUCAGUGGAUCCAAUUUUUCAUGUUCCAAUUUCAAAGGCAGUUCAACUGACUAUGAAUGAUGCCAUAAAAACCACUCUUCUGAUAGAACUGGACAUUUCAAAAACAGAUUUUUCCUACCAGCCUGGAGAUGCCUUUAACGUGAUCUGUCCCAACAGUGACUCUGAGGUACAGCACCUACUCCAAAGACUGCAGCUCACAGACAGGAGAGAACAUUGUGUCAUCUUGAACAUUAAGGCAGACACGAAGAAGAAAGGAGCAGCCUUGCCCCAACAUAUACCCGAGAAGUGUUCUCUCCAGUUCCUUCUUACCUGGUGCCUUGAAAUACGAGCGGUUCCUAAGAAGGCGUUCUUGCGAGCCCUCGUGGACCACGCUGGCGACGGCGCGGAGAAGCGACGGCUGCAGGAGCUGUGCAGCAGGCAGGGGGCGGCCGACUACAACCGCUUCGUCAGAGACUCCCGUGCCUGCCUCCUAGACCUCCUGCUGGCCUUUCCGUCCUGCCAGCCUCCGCUCGGCCUCCUGCUUGAACAUCUUCCUAAGCUCCAACCCAGACCAUAUUCAUGUGCAAGCUCGAGCCUGUUUCACCCAGGGAAGCUUCAUUUCAUUUUUAACAUCGUGGAGUUUUGGUCUGACACCACGGCGGUGGCUCUGCGGAAGGGCGUGUGCACGGGCUGGCUGGCCGCGCUGGUUGAAUCGGUUCUUCAGCCGAACACACAUGCCUCCCAGGCAGACGGCGAGAAGGCCCUGGCGCCCGAGAUAUCCAUAUCUCCUCGGGCAACAAAUUUUUUCCAUUUACCAAAUGACCUCUCAGUCCCCAUCAUAAUGGUGGGUCCAGGAACCGGCAUAGCACCUUUCAUUGGCUUCCUACAACAUAGAGAGAAACUCCGAGAACAUCACCCAGAUGGACACUUUGGAGCAAUGUGGUUGUUUUUUGGCUGCAGACAUAAGGAUAGGGAUUACUUAUUCAGAGAGGAGCUCAGACAUUUCCUUAAGUGUGGAAUUCUCACUCACUUGAAAGUUUCCUUCUCAAGAGAUGCUCCUGUGGGGGAGGAAGAAGCCCCAGCAAAGUAUGUGCAAGACAGCAUCCAGCGUCACAGCAAGCAGGUGGCAAGGGUCCUUCUUCAGGAGAACGGUCAUGUUUACGUGUGUGGAGAUGCUAAGAAUAUGGCCAAGGAUGUAAAUGAUGUCCUUGUGGAGAUAAUAAGCAAAGAGGUUGGAGUUGAAAAACUAGAAGCAAUGAAAACAUUGGCUACUUUAAAAGAAGAAAAACGGUAUCUUCAGGAUAUUUGGUGAUAAAAUUGGGAAAUAAAGGAAGAGAAUUAAGCUUUUUGGCUGAAAGUACUAAAAGACAACUUUACUGAAGCUUGAGACUUCCGAUUUUUAAAAUUAAAAUUUUUUUUUUAACAUUUCUUGGAGGAGGUCGGGUGGUGGCAUGGGGAGUGGACCGUUUAACAGUGUAGGAAGCUUUCAAUUCAGGUUCCCAUGUCUGCCCCCCCCCCCGACCCUCCCCAAACCGCCCUGAGCUGAAAAAGGUAGCCCGCGCUCCUCCACCAGCACUUCCCGGGACACCUCUCCCUCCUGGAGAGCUUCUGCAGGGACUGCGACCAGAUCACAGGGCAUCUCUAGCAGUACAUGUGAAGGCUUCUCAGUACGGGAUAUGGGCACGAGCGUCACCUGGGUAGAUAGUUAAAUCUUGUGAGCUAGUCACCGGUUUUUUUUAAAUAAGCUAAAAAUAAUUUAUAUUCUUAUGUAAAAUGUACCAUAAAAAUAUUCAUAUUAGUGCAUUAAAAUUACAUAGGUAUAGCGUAUCUGAUUACAUGUUUAUAUAAUUUUAUCAAAUGGUUUAUUACCAAAACUAUAUUUCUGAUAAAAAAUAUUUUAAGGUAAUGCUUAUAGGGAUUUUUUUAUGCUAGAAAUCUGAAAUAUAUUUUGAAAUUCCACUGGCAUGUGAUUUAUUUACAACGGUUCCUUUUUUUUAAUAUCACAGUGUCAGAAUUUAGGGAAUUUGCAUUCACUUUACAGAUGCGAGCAAGUGCAUAUUUCAGUAAAGCUACCACACUUUUCUCCUCCUCUGUCCAGCCCCCAGCCCACCCCCAUUCCCCACCUUUUCAUUUCUGCUCCUUUCAGCAUAUUUUUUAGUUUUUCCACAUAAUUUAUUUUACCUCCAUGAUAUCACACAAGUUGUAACCUGGGCUUAAAAUACCUACUUAAUAUCCUUGUAUUUUUAAAAUUGCUACUAUUGUCUGACUAUUUUACGUCUUCCAAAUUCAUAUAUUCAAAUCCUGACUCCAGUGUGAUGGUGGUAGGAGCUGGGGCCUUUGCGGAAUGGUUAGGUCAUGACGCUGGAGCCCUCAGGAAUGGGGUCAGUGCCCUUGUUACAAGAGGCCCCGCAGAGCUCCCCGCUCCUUCUACCCUGUGAGGACAUCGUGGAAGUCGGCUGUCUGCAACCCUGAGGCCUUCACCAGAACCCGACAACACUGGCACCUGGUCUUUUCCAGCUUCCAGAACUGUGAGAAAUUCUAUUGUCUGUUAGCCACCCAGUGGUAUUUUGUUACAGCAGCUCGAAUGGACUAAGACAAUUCCCGGUGACACGUUCUCUUUUAAGAUUUUGUCAAAACGGAAAUCAAAAUGUAAAAGGGGUAUGAAAACUUUUCUCCUACUCUCAGGUAUAUAUUGUUUUUUUAUGAAAGAGAUUGGCAUUUAAAAAACAAAUCUUCAC
Eubalaena glacialis (North Atlantic right whale) is the source of this 3628-nucleotide messenger RNA. It is a transcript of the gene MTRR, whose product is annotated as 5-methyltetrahydrofolate-homocysteine methyltransferase reductase. The transcript has 15 exons. Gene Ontology annotation, cellular component: cytosol. Lineage: Eukaryota; Metazoa; Chordata; Mammalia; Artiodactyla; Balaenidae. Gene Ontology annotation, biological process: homocysteine metabolic process. Gene Ontology annotation, molecular function: [methionine synthase] reductase (NADPH) activity; FMN binding; flavin adenine dinucleotide binding. The record is from RefSeq and is a predicted model, not a curated record. The coding region runs from base 109 to 2202 and encodes 697 amino acids.